AUGCAACAUGAGCUUCGGCCGGCCCAAUGCGCCAAAAUCAAACCGAAGAAAUACUACAGCGACGAUCAGUCCAAGGGAGCACUGAGAGAUGGUAUGGGACCUUUAAUUACAGGUGCUCCAGCGGUCGGUAUGGACGAUCAGAGUAAGGCAGAUGCCUUAGCUGGCUAUAUUGGCAGUGUAAACCGAACAGAUAACGAUAUGUCAAGAAUUCUCGAACAAGGAACAUCCUCGCCAUAA
This is a messenger RNA of Echinostoma caproni, 237 nucleotides long. Lineage: Eukaryota; Metazoa; Platyhelminthes; Trematoda; Plagiorchiida; Echinostomatidae. The record is from the annotation of a GenBank genome assembly.